AUGCAGCAACAAAGGAAACAGAUUCUUGAUAACAUACGAUCUUCGGAUCUGAACUGCAUAGUAGUGAAGGAUGUUCUGAGUGAGAACGCGGAGGCUGCCGUCCGUCAAUGUCUAAGACAGUUGCAGCUACUCAAAAAUGUAUGGAUAGGAGUGUUCCCGCCUAAUGUCUUUACAAGGUUAAUGGGUACGCUAGUGAACAUGUUCGUAGAGGAGCUCAUCCACCGCGUGUGCUCCGUAGAAGACAUCUCUAUGGAGAUGGCCACUCAGCUCACAGACAUGUACACACUCGUCGUACAGAAAUCACCCACACUGUUCCAGUCUCAAUCCGAUGUGGAGCAACACGUGAAAUCUUGGAUUAAGUUGCAAGAGUUGAUUUUCGUGCUGGGAGGGUCGUUGAAGGAUAUUGAAAAUCACUGGAACGAUGGUUACGGCCUGCUAGCGGUUCACUUCAAGAGAGAGGAGCUGCGGAACCUCAUUAAGGCUCUGUUCCAGAAUACGCAGUUUCGUGCCAAUUUGUUGGCAAAAAUUAAAUAG
Molecule: messenger RNA, 534 nt
Organism: Danaus chrysippus (African queen)
Lineage: Eukaryota; Metazoa; Arthropoda; Insecta; Lepidoptera; Nymphalidae
Source: the annotation of a GenBank genome assembly